UGUCGCGAUCGUGUGCGGAGACGAGCUUCCGACCUUUUUGAAACAUACAUGAUGAGGAACAGCAGCAGUCGCGAUGGUGGUGGUGGUGGUGAUUCCUCGCGCGCAGGGCCUCCUGAGCUUCGGCUGAGGCCGUUUCCCGUGCGUUCUAUUCGCCCACGUCCGCUGUGGGAACACGCGCUGACGGGCGCAUGCGCUGUUGGCCUGUUUGCUGCCUUUCCUGUGUUCACCAGCGCCUUCAACAUUGCCGUGUUUUCUGGACUGGGCCUCGUCUCCAAGCCACUGCUGCGGGCCGCUGGGAACGCCAUUCGCGCUUCCUUCUACAGGCACGUCCUCAUCUUUGUCCGGGACGUUGGCGGUACCAAGUUCACGUUGUACGGGGAUCUCCCUGGUGACGAGAAUCAGCUGUGCAUCUGCAACCACCAGAGCGACGUGGACUGGCUCACCAUCACAGCAGCCCUGCGCCCUGCCAACUGCGAUGGCCGCUGCGCUUUCAUCCUCAAGAACACGCUCAAGUAUGUGCCCAUGUUCGGUUGGUUCUGGUGGAUGAGUGGCUUUGUGUACGUGCGCAAGUCAUGGCAGAAGGACGAGCCACGCAUCAAGCGCAAGCUCACUGAGAUUGCAGAAUCCGGCCAGAACUAUUCCCUGAUCAUCUUCCCCGAGGGAACACGCUACACCCCACAGAAGGCGAAAGAAAGCCUCGCGUUUGCACACAGCAGAGGAUUGCCUGAGACACAACACGUGUUGACUCCACGCAGCAAGGGCUUUAUUGCGGCCGUGCAGUCGCUUGGCACGAGUCUUGACAGCGUUUACGACAUGACCAUUGCUUACACGUCGGCAACUGGAUCCUAUGUCCGUCCAGAACCUCCAACCCUCUUCGGCACGGUUGGUCGAGAGUACAACCACGUGCACAUCCACGUCCGCCGCCACCGCGCCGCAGAUCUUCCACACAAUGCUGCUGAUAUCGAUGCAUGGCUUCGGAAGAGAUUCGAGGAGAAGGAAGCGCUGAUGCAGCGCUUUCAUCAGGGCUACGGCUUUGACGGCCCGCAAUACGAAUUGUGUGAACGUCCAUGGACCCUCGCAGGACAAAUGCUGCUGGCGGCGUCAUCCAUCGCAUUUCUCUUCGCAACCAAGACAGGCCGCCGCGUCCUCACCGCCGAACUCGUCCUGAGCGGCGUCGUCCUCACAACCGCCGGCGUCGUCUUCCUCUGACCUCUCAACACACACACACACACACAUUCACACACAUACACACACACACACUGCCUCGGCGAGGCUGCUCAGGUGCAGCCUGUAAUUGAAUCACAUCGCCUCUUGGGUCUCUAGCGCUCGAUUAUUCUUGCUUGUUUGCUUGUUUGCUUGCUUGUUGGUUCUGCUCGCUUCGCACUUGCUCUUUGCAGGGCCAUCACAUGUUUGCAUAUCGUCAUUGCAGCUUUGCACAUCGUCUUGGUCGGCUCCCUCGCGUUCGCUUGUCCUCGCUCCUUGCAUCAUGCCCGUGCUUGUCUGUGUAUUGGAUGCAUGUCUACGCUGUCAGUCAAUGAUUACACCAACG
Molecule: messenger RNA, 1549 nt
Organism: Salpingoeca rosetta
Lineage: Eukaryota; Choanoflagellata; Craspedida; Salpingoecidae
Exons: 11
Coding region: 49-1209 (386 amino acids)
Cellular component (GO): endomembrane system
Molecular function (GO): acyltransferase activity
Source: RefSeq, a predicted model, not a curated record